Messenger RNA from Glycine soja, 1188 nucleotides. RefSeq names its product heterodimeric geranylgeranyl pyrophosphate synthase small subunit, chloroplastic-like. The transcript is spliced from 9 exons. Gene Ontology annotation, molecular function: geranylgeranyl diphosphate synthase activity. The coding region runs from base 1 to 1188 and encodes 395 amino acids. The record is from RefSeq and is a predicted model, not a curated record. Gene Ontology annotation, biological process: isoprenoid biosynthetic process. Lineage: Eukaryota; Viridiplantae; Streptophyta; Magnoliopsida; Fabales; Fabaceae.
AUGGAAUUCACUCUUCCCAACCUUUUCCCUAUACUAAUGGAUUCAACCUCUCCUAUGAAUGAUGAGCCCACACUUCCAAGCAAUUCAUCAUUUACUUUCCUCGUCUCUGUUGUGCCCACUAAGGAACACAUAGUCACAACCAAGGAAAUUCAACUCCAAGACACGGUGCUCAACUUCAAUUUCAAGGGCUACAUGAUUGCCAAGGCCCACACAGUAAACCAAGCCUUGGACACUGCCAUUGCGUUGAGGGACCCACACAAGAUCCACGAAGCCAUGCGCUACUCCCUCCUUGCCGGCGGCAAGAGGGUCUGCCACAUGCUCUGCAUCACCACAUGCGAGCUCGUCGGUGGCACAGAGGCCACCGCCAUCCCCGCCGCCUGCACCGUCGAGAUGAUCCACACCAUGUCGCUCAUCCACGACAACCUGCCAUGUAUGGAAAAUGACGACCUUCGCCCCGAAAAGCCGACCAAGCACGACGUGGCGGUCCUCACCGGCGACGUGCUCCUCGCCUUCGCGUUCGAGCACGUGGCAGCGUCCACGGAGGGAGUGUCACUGUCACCCGUGGUUCGAGCGAUUGAGGAGUUAGCAAAAUCGGUCGGUACGGAAGGGAUUGCCUUUAUUUCUAGGAGAUCAUUUGGUUAUCCUUUUUCUCUCAACCAGAUGAUCUCUCUACAAGGAUCUGUAUUGGUGGGAUCAAUAUCAUAUGGGAAACUAUUAUUAGCUGGUCAAAUGGAUCGUAAAUAUCCAGAAAAGCAUCUUGUGUGGUAUCGGGUUUCUUGCAUCAUUCCCCAAAAUAAGGUUGACAAGGACAAGAGAGAGAAACCUUCCUCGUCUUCCAAGAAGACAGUUUCUGAAUGCUUAGAAGAAAAGUACUUUGUUGGCCUUGACUUGUCCAUCAGAAGAUGGUUGUGUAGUAGUUUGUCUGAAAAUGAUGACAUGAUAGUGUUCUUUAAAGCAAUGAUUGUACUGGCAGAAAUUGAGUCUUUAAAGGUUAGAGCACUUUACCAAAAGGGGUUUGCACUGGCAGAAAUUGAGUCUUUAAAGAAUUUGGAAGAGUUUAUUUGGUUUUGGUGUUACUGUGUUAGAAAGUCAAAAGAUUUACAGAAUAUAUAUGCUCAAUUGUUGCCUCUGGCUUUGCCUGCACCACCAAUGGGUGGAUUGGGGAUGCCUCCAAUGCCACCUUUUUAG